GUUGUUGUGGCUCCGAGGGCUGUUCGAGGAGCUGCUGCUGCUGAGGCGGCGGCAACUGCAUUGAGGUGGUGGCGGCGCUGCCGGCCCCGGGCCGCUCGGCCUCUCGGCUCGCCUUCCAGCCUCGCCUGAGCCCGCCGGGGCCCGCGCCGGCCAGCGCCUGCCCUAUGAGUGUGUCACUGGUUGUUAUCCGAUUGGAGCUCGCGGAACACUCGCCUGUCCCCGCCGGCUUCGGCUUCAGCGCCGCGGGUGAGUCCCGCGGCCUCGCCGCAUUCCCUGUAGCCGGGUCUGGGCCCGGAGGGCUUCCCUUCCCAAAGCACUGGCCCGGGAAAAGCCCGCGGCGAGGGCUGUUGCCCAGGAAGACACGGAGAGCCGGGGAAAUGUCUGAUGAGGAGAUAAAAAAGACGACACUAGCCUCAGCUGUAGCCUGUUUAGAAGGCAAGUCACCAGGAGAGAAAGUAGCGAUUAUCCAUCAGCAUCUCGGCCGUCGAGAAAUGACAGAUGUGAUCAUUGAGACCAUGAAGUCCAACCCAGAUGAACUAAAAACUACAGUGGAAGAAAGGAAGUCUUCAGAAGCCUCCCCCACUGCGCAAAGAAGUAAAGAUCACAGUAAGGAAUGCAUAAACGCUGCCCCAGAUUCUCCGUCCAAACAGCUUCCAGACCAGAUUUCAUUCUUCAGUGGAAAUCCAUCAGUUGAAAUAGUUCAUGGUAUUAUGCACCUAUAUAAGACAAAUAAGAUGACCUCCUUAAAAGAAGAUGUGCGGCGCAGUGCCAUGCUGUGUAUUCUCACAGUCCCUGCUGCAAUGACCAGUCAUGACCUUAUGAAGUUUGUUGCCCCAUUUAACGAAGUAAUUGAACAAAUGAAAAUUAUCAGAGACUCUACUCCCAACCAAUAUAUGGUGCUGAUAAAGUUUCGUGCACAGGCUGAUGCGGAUAGUUUUUAUAUGACAUGCAAUGGCCGCCAGUUCAACUCAAUAGAAGAUGACGUUUGCCAGCUAGUGUAUGUGGAAAGAGCUGAAGUGCUCAAAUCUGAAGAUGGCGCCAGCCUCCCAGUGAUGGACCUGACUGAACUCCCCAAGUGCACGGUGUGUCUGGAGCGCAUGGACGAGUCUGUGAAUGGCAUCCUCACAACGUUAUGUAACCACAGCUUCCACAGCCAGUGUCUACAGCGCUGGGACGAUACCACGUGUCCUGUUUGCCGGUACUGUCAAACGCCCGAGCCAGUAGAAGAAAAUAAGUGUUUUGAGUGUGGUGUUCAGGAAAAUCUUUGGAUUUGUUUAAUAUGCGGCCACAUAGGAUGUGGACGGUAUGUCAGUCGACAUGCUUAUAAGCACUUUGAGGAAACGCAGCACACGUAUGCCAUGCAGCUUACCAACCAUCGAGUCUGGGACUAUGCUGGAGAUAACUAUGUUCAUCGACUGGUUGCAAGUAAAACAGAUGGAAAAAUAGUACAGUAUGAAUGUGAGGGGGAUACUUGCCAGGAAGAGAAAAUAGAUGCCUUACAGUUAGAGUAUUCAUAUUUACUAACAAGCCAGCUGGAAUCUCAGCGAAUCUACUGGGAAAACAAGAUAGUUCGGAUAGAGAAGGACACAGCAGAGGAAAUUAACAACAUGAAGACCAAGUUUAAAGAAACAAUUGAGAAGUGUGAUAAUCUAGAGCACAAACUAAAUGAUCUCCUAAAAGAAAAGCAGUCUGUGGAAAGAAAGUGCACUCAGCUAAACACAAAAGUGGCCAAACUCACCAACGAGCUCAAAGAGGAGCAGGAAAUGAACAAGUGUUUGCGAGCCAACCAAGUCCUCCUGCAGAACAAGCUAAAAGAGGAGGAGAGGGUGCUGAAGGAGACCUGUGACCAAAAAGAUCUGCAGAUCACCGAGAUCCAGGAGCAGCUGCGUGACGUCAUGUUCUACCUGGAGACACAGCAGAAGAUCAACCAUCUGCCUGCCGAGACCCGGCAGGAAAUCCAGGAGGGACAGAUCAACAUCGCCAUGGCCUCGGCCUCGAGCCCUGCCUCUUCGGGGGGCAGUGGGAAGUUGCCCUCCAGGAAGGGCCGCAGCAAGAGGGGCAAGUGACCUUCAGAGCAACAGACAUCCCUGAGACUGUUCUCCCUGACACUGUGAGAGUGUGCUGGGACCUUCAGCUAAAUGUGAGGGUGGGCCCUAAUAAGUACAAGUGAGGAUCAAGCCACAGUUGUUUGGCUCUUUCAUUUGCUAGUGUGUGAUGUAGUGAAUGUAAAGGGUGCUGACUGGAGAGCUGAUAGAAAGGCGCUGCGUUCGAAAAGGUCUUAAGAGUUCACUAACCUCACAUUCUAAUGACCAUUUUGCCUUCCUGCUUGGUAGAAGCCCCAACUCUGCUGUGCAUUUUUCCAUUGUAUUUAUGGAGUUGGCGUAUUUGACAUUCAGUUCUGGGGUAGGUUUAAGAUGUUAAGUUAUUUCUUGUAACCUCAAAGGUAAGGUUAUCUAGCACUAAAGCACCAAACCUCUCUGAGGGCAUAACAGCUGCUUUAAAGAGAGGUUUCCAUUGGCUAUUAAGGAGUUAUGAAAACUCCCUAGCAAUAGUGUCAUAUCAUUAUCAUCUCCCCCUUCCUCUGGGGAGUGGAAGAAUUGCUUGAAUGUUAUCUGAAAAGAGGCCUGGUAGUAAACCAGGCCCUGGCUCUUUACCAGCAGUCAUCUCUUCUUGCUCUGGGGCCAGCCAGGAAAAACAAACAACCCGGGGCACAUUGGGUAGACUCAGUGUAGGAAAAAUGGUGGCAGCUCCACUGUUUAUUUUUGGUGACUUCGUACAUCAUUAUGAACCGCAAUUAAGGAGGAGGCUUAAUGGCUGUUCCCAAACUCAAAUCUCAGAGUGGGUAUCCUAGCAUCUAGCAAGACUGAGUGGGGAGAUUUCUCAUCCGUGUGAAAAUGUAGAGUGAGGCCUCUGACUAGCUAAUUGUGUAUUUUGUUGGGUUUAGUAUUUUCUAAAUGUUUACAAAAUAUUGGGCUGCAUGUUCAGGUUGCAGCUAGAGGGAGCUUGGGCAGAUUUUCAAUUACGCUUUCAAGAUAUAACCAAAAGCUGUUUCUAAAUCCUAAAAUUAGAAUUUCAACAGAGCCCCCUUUAGAACAGUCAUAUAACGCUUGUGUGGGCCAACAGAGGGGCUGUGUACUCUCUCUGGAACCAUAAAUGUCAAAUAAUUUAUAACCUGCAGUAAUUGAGCAAACUUAAAAUAAGACCUGUGUUGGAAUUUAGUUUCUUGAAGAGGUAGAGGGAUAGGUUAGUAAGAUGUAUUGUUAAACAACAGGUUUUAGUUUUUGCUUUAUAAUUAGCCACAGGUUUUCAAAUGAUCACAUUUCAGAAUAGGUUUUUAGCCUGUAAUUAGGCCUCAUCCCCUUUGACCUAAAUGUCUUACAUGUUACUUGUUAGCACAUCAACUGUAUCACUAAUCACCAUCUGUUUUUGUGGGAUGUGCUGCAGCAUUUCCCAAAAAACUUUACGUGUAAUGUUGCAAAAUGAAUGUACUCAGACAUUCUUAAUUUUUACUUAGGGCAGACCAACUCUUUGAGUCUCUCUUGGACUUAUAUAUACAGAUAUCUUAAGAGUGGGAAUGUAAAGCAUAACCUAAUUCUCUUUCCUAUAGAGAUUCUAUUUUAUUUAAAAUCUAUUUUUACACUAGUUAGAAUCCUGCUGUUUUGGCCAAGUACUUGUCUUGCAUGUCUGACCUUGCAGAAGCUGGGGUGGAUCAUAGCAUACUAAUGAAGAGAAUUAGAAGUAGUUUACAAAGCUCGCUCACUCCUCAUUUCUCUGUGAUCCCUUCUAUCCAGUGGCCCCACCACCACCUGGGAAAACAGAUUUUUCAGUACAGGUGGGAUAAAUGCUCUGAAAGGCUGUGCCCAGAGGAAUGAGCAAAUAGGCAAGUGUUUCCAAACUACUUGGAGGUUUACAAAAAAUAUGUCCCAGAAAAAAAAAAAAUCUUACCAAGAUACGUAAAGAAAAAAAAAUUUUUUUUUAAACAGUCAAAGAGUCAUGUUUGAAUUUCACAAAAUCACAUCAGACAGAAGUUGUUUUCUUCAGGAGGGAAAUGAACCACUUAAUAUACCCAUACUACCUUGAACAAUGAAAUUGAAUUAAAAUAGCCAAACUUUGAAAUUA
This is a messenger RNA of Homo sapiens (human), 4119 nucleotides long. RefSeq names its product BRCA1 associated protein (gene BRAP). Gene Ontology annotation, cellular component: cytoplasm. The record is from RefSeq and is a predicted model, not a curated record. The transcript has 12 exons. Bases 165 to 2066 code for a protein of 633 amino acids. Lineage: Eukaryota; Metazoa; Chordata; Mammalia; Primates; Hominidae. Gene Ontology annotation, biological process: protein ubiquitination. Gene Ontology annotation, molecular function: ubiquitin protein ligase activity; nucleic acid binding; zinc ion binding.